Messenger RNA from Diversispora eburnea, 531 nucleotides. Lineage: Eukaryota; Fungi; Glomeromycota; Glomeromycetes; Diversisporales; Diversisporaceae. The record is from the annotation of a GenBank genome assembly.
AUGAACACGAAAUUUAUUUUCACUUUAAGCAUCGUUAUUCUCUCUAUAAUCUUAUCGGUAGAUGCUCAUUGUCAUGCUAAAUCUUACGAAAAACGUUCUACCGAAUUAUUUAAGCGUCACGAUUACGAAAAAAACGACACUUGUCCCUGUACUGUUGCUACAGCAACAUUUAACUCCACAGUAGUUGGUAUAGUCACCUUUGCACAAGAUGAAUGUGGUUCAACACUUGUGACUGGUCUCUUCAGUGACGGCCUUGUCGACCCUGAAAAGAAUUGUUACGAUUUCCUUCUUGUCGAUAAAUGCGGCAAGCUUCUCUAUAAUUUGACAUCAGCUUUAGAUGUUAAAUUUCGAAACGACGGAACAUUGCCAUUUUCAACAAGACUUGAUGAUCUCAAUCUAAAUUGUGAUCCUGAUGGUGUACUUCUCGCUGAAAGUGACAAGAAACGUUAUGUUAAACGAGAUACAGGAUCGAGUUUUCAAAUUAACCAAAAUGGUCAGGAUUAUGCUUCGGCUCCACUUGACCAAGUAUAA